Cephus cinctus (wheat stem sawfly) is the source of this 6170-nucleotide messenger RNA. RefSeq lists its product as uncharacterized. Lineage: Eukaryota; Metazoa; Arthropoda; Insecta; Hymenoptera; Cephidae. The record is from RefSeq and is a predicted model, not a curated record. The transcript is spliced from 7 exons. Bases 269 to 2368 code for a protein of 699 amino acids.
ACCUGGGGUACCGGCAGGAAAAGUGGCCGCACGCCUUGCAAUCCCAGCAUUUCUGUGUUGGUUGUGGCCGUGAACGGGGCUCAAGUCCAAGGGCACCGGAGCUCCUCAAGUGCAAGCUUCUUCGUGCGAUCAUCACGGCUGACGUUGGUUUCCUGGUACCCGGUCCAGAUCUUCCUUCAGGUUCUUGAAAAUCCGGCUUCAGGGACUCCAGCAGUAUCCCACGAUUUCAUCUUAUCGAUAACGAGCUAAUAAGGUGGUUGGCCUGACGAUGGAUAACUCACGGCGCUACUUCCUCACGUUAUUACUACUGGCAACAUCCAGUAUCUCAAUUACGACGUCGGCCGAUCCUCCAGUGGUAUCGGCCUCCGAACCGUCUGGUGUAUCCGGCCCGGAUUACACCGGCCCAUCCGCAGCUUCCGAUGAGUGCGAUCCAGAGAUGGUCGGCUUCGAAUUGGUCACCGGAUAUGUUUACACAGCACCUACGAACAUGCUCGAGUCCAUACCCGGGACGCUGAUGCUUACCGAUUGCCUGGAAACAUGUCAGGCGAACGAUUCCUGCCAGGCGGUCAACUACGAGACUGGACUCUGCGUUCUCUUCAGCUCCAAUGCAGAUAACAAUCCAGGUGCCCUCUCGCAAUCCCAAUUUCCGGUCUUUACGAUAUACGCCCAAAAGAGUUGCCUGGGAGUGAAACCCUGCGAGCGGGCCUGGUGCAUCGACAGGGUGCAAGGACAUCGACUUCAGGGUCACACCAAGAGGAUGGUCAGCGCGUCAUCCCGUCAACACUGCUUGGAGCUUUGCUUAGGGGAACGUGAAUUUCUUUGCCGAUCUGCCAAUUAUGCCAAUGCCACCAAGGAGUGCGAGCUUUCCGAUAUGGACAGAUUGACAGUCGCGGGAUCCAGUGCUUUUCAGUCUGCCAAGGGUAUCGAUUACCUCGAGAACAACUGUGUGGAUGAACCCGUGAAGCUCUGUGAAUUUAAAAAGCUCACUGGCAGAAUCCUCAAGACCGUCGACUCCGUGUAUCAGGAUGUCGGGAGCGCCGAGGAGUGCCGUGAACUCUGUUUGAAUUCGCCAUUCCGUUGUCACUCAUACGAUUACGGUGAUACCGGCGAUAUGGUGUGCCGAUUGAGUCAUCACUCUCGCGCUACACUCUCCGAUAUUCAGGAACCUUACCUAGACGUGCCCGAAGCAUCGACCUACGAGCUGAGCUCCUGCUACAACGUGACCAUCGAUUGUCGCGCCGGCGACAUGGUCGCUCGCAUUCAAACGAGCAAACUCUUCAAUGGCAAAGUCUACGCGAAAGGAUCGCCCAAUUCUUGCGUGCAGGAUGUGAAAGGAGCUUUAGAGUUCGAACUUCGCAUGGCUUACGAUGAUCUCGAGUGUAACGUCAGACAGCAGGGUCUGGGUCGCUAUCUGAACGACGUCGUUAUCCAGCAUCACGACACCAUUGUCACCAGCUCCGACCUGGGACUGGCCGUUACCUGCCAAUACGACCUAACCAACAAGACAGUCUCGAACGAGGUCGACCUCGGUGUACACGGUGACAUCACUCCGGCGCUCUCAGAGGAGGUUAUCGUCGACUCGCCAAACGUCGCCAUGAAGAUCACCGACCGAAGUGGCAGUGGCGCAGUACCCUCAGCUGAGGUCGGCGACCCCCUGGCCCUUAAAUUUGAAAUCCUCGAUCCCAACAGUCCCUACGAGAUCUUCGUUCGUGAACUCGUCGCGAUGGACGGCGUCGAUUCCAGCGAGAUCGUGCUCAUCGAUUCCGACGGAUGUCCCACCGAUCACGUCAUAAUGGGACCACUUUACAAGACCGCCACCUCCGGCAAGAUUCUACUCUCGCACUUUGACGCCUUCAAAUUUCCGAGCUCCGAAGUCGUGCAAUUCCGUGCCCUGGUGACGCCCUGCAUGCCAACGUGCGAGCCAGUCCAGUGCGACCAGGAGGAAUCGACCGGUGAACUUCGCUCGGUCAUUUCGUACGGAAGACGCCGUCGUCGCUCUGCAUCCCAAUCAACCGAUGAUCUACUCUUGGUCCAGUCCAUUCAGAUCACCGACAAAUUCGGCUUCGAACGCGACGGCAAGUCGGCCAACAGCUCCAUCGCCAAGGAUACCGUUUUCAUCGAGUCCGACAGCACUUUGGGGAUGUGCAUCAACAUGGGCGAGGCCAUUGUCGCUGGUACCGUCUUCCUGGUAGCGCAGAUCGCCAUCAUAGCCGCCUGGACCUUCACUUGGCAGCGACGUCGGCAGAUUUUGAAGCACCAAGAGGCACUCUCGGUCUCGGUGUCAGUCCCAGGGAUGCAUGGCGGCAUGCCCGGACGUGCCGACAGCCUCUGUAAGUUAUACGACGCCGGCUACUCUCGUCGCUUCUAAGCAGCAUCCUUGCAUCCUUGCUUGGAUCUUUUCAUCUUCAAAUUCGUAGGACUAAAAAGCGGCCUGAGUCACUUGGUGAUUAUCAGUCAAUGCCUUCCAGUCAUAGAAUCGUCAUUGACGUCGAUACCAUGAAAUUUGGUACCUCGUCGAUUCGAUCAAUGAAACUAGCAUUUUUUUAUAGCUUACUGAAUUUUCACUUUGUUUUUUUUCUCAACUUUUUUUUGUUGAACUCAACCACUCGAGUGCUUCUUCUCGAUCUUGUGCGAUCGCCAGAUCUUGACGAUCGUCACGAUUUCACGUAAGAAGGGUCACGUCGACUGGCUUCCACGAGACGCCUAGCGUCCUUCUGGCUGACUUGCCAAAGAUCGAGAGACGUCUUCAGAUUGUUUUUCUCUCUGCCGUCUCUCGAUCGAACGAAUAAGCGCUCUAUGAAAAUUGACUAGUAAUUCCACCAUUUUGCCUCGGCUGCAUUCACUCCAAGUCCUUCGAUCGUGUCUCAUCUUCUUAAUAUCUAUCGAAUACCGUCUCUGUAAACACGUACUGUAUCGCUGCGUUUACCUAUUUACUAGAUAUUUUCUGAUCGUGCCUGGUUAGGCGUCUAUGUAUCAUCACACUUCUUCAACGUACAAGACACUAGGGGACACGUACCUUCCAUCAUUCCACAGCAUCCGAACCAAUUCAGAAACUGGUCCCUUGUCCGACCAACCCUAGAAGCAAUUAACAUCAAAACCUCAAUAGGGAAAUUCAUUAUUAUUGUCAUUCAUGGAAACUGCCCUAAGGGUAACUAGAUCCCAUUAGGCUAUCGUCCUUUACCUGAAAGAGAUCACCUACGGACUAAUAUAAUAAUUUCAGUGGGUGUAGCCUUUAAUCGAAGCAUGGAGAAUUCAUCUUCCCCCUGACAGAGAUUAGAAACCUUGAUAAAUAUUUUUCACCGAGAUACAUUGAGCAAUUUCUAGGGUACAGGUCAAGGGACUAACUCACGGAUGUAUAAUUAUAUUUGAUAUAAUCAUCAGUAAGUUUCUGGGGUAGGAAGAGGGGAGGGUCUAGUUGGUGAUGGAGGUCGACGUGUAUUUGCUACGUACCGCGGAUUCUAAUUAGCAUUGGGAAUCAAGCGUGAUUAUGCAGAUGCUUGGAGUAGGCUAUCAGUGGGAUCGCGGUGGGGUAUGGCAGGGUGCAUGCGCGUCAAGGGGUUGGCGAAAGGUUAAUUGCCUCUUGUGGCGUCUCGGGCUAAGCUAAGCUUGUGAGGGUAGAUUUGAUAGGGUGGCGCUAGGGUGCUGUUGGAUCACAUCAAGGAUAGCCAUCUCUCCAUACUGGACCACGUAACCUCUAUCCUCUCCGACUUAACCUUAGCCACGUCCUGUCCAUGCCGGGCAUGUUAAUUUACAUCGGCACACGUGGCCCUAUCAAUCUGGACCAGUGUUACCCAAAAGUAUGAGGAGCCGCUGAAACUCCUGGGUUAAUAUUCAUCUACAAACAACAGUCAGCAUCCAAUCGAAAUCGGAUCAAGGAGUGAUUAAAAAAAAAUUUGUAUCUGAGAUUAAAAGGAAUUGUCUGAAAAAAGGAAAUUUGAAUUAUACAUCUUACUGAGUGUUGGUACGAUUGGAAUCGAACGUAACCUCACUGUUAUCCGAAUACUAGAAAAUUAUGGCAAAGCACACAGAACUCCGUGGGAUCGAAUUAAUUGAGAAACUUGAACAUUAGAAUACAAUCAUCAAGAUAAAUAGUUGGUUUCUGAUUGCAGGCAUUAGCCUUAUCUUUAGCGAUGUCUGCUAUUCCCAUCGAUGUUUGCUCAUGUUUGAUUACUCUCGCGGGAGAUUCAACGAGAUGAAAUCUGCAAAUUCCAAUGACUUUCCCAUAAUCCCAUUACCAACUACUCUCUUCCUCGUCUUAACGAACGAAAAAAAUUACAUCGAAUUAGUAAGAUCAUAAAUUACUAACUCCUUUCCUUUUUUUUUUUUCCUUUUUAUAAUCUGAUACAAUCACUCCCGCAACCAGCAUCCAGGUACACUAGUUCGGAUAUACGUAUACUCACUUCGACGUAGUACCUAGCACUUUUCAUCGUCAUAACUUCAGUUCACGUAUUCAACAAAAGGUGCCUACAUACAAUAAGUGAUAAUAAAAUGCAUAUUAAUUAUAAUUAAUGUUGUUACGAUAAUCAUAAUAUUUCGCUAACGCUGAGGUAUAUCCAAGCUGCUUGUGGUGAGAGGGUAGAGCCAAUUAUACAAGUUCGACAAUAACGUACGAACAACCGUAGUGUUCUGAAACAGUAGGGCGUACUGAAUAUCAUACAGAUAUACAGUCAGGCUCGUUAAUACAGGGUGGCAUAAUGGAGCUCGGUAAUGAUAUCCCGAAUAAUUAUUUUCAUUAAAUUUAUCAUCUCCUUCGCGAUUCACGUCCACCUGGCAUUGAGCAAUCUUCAAAGGAAGAUCGAUCUUCGCCUUCCGAAAUAACGUAUAACGGAGAGAUUCGCGUAUAACGAGAAUUUCGUAAAACCGUCUCCAAGCCGUUGGGUAUGAGAAGAAUUUUUGUUUUCGGUCAUUUUCGGACCACGAAGAUCCAGCAGGUCGUCGACGAGGAUCUCAAAAGUGAUAUACAUCGCCAUUCCGAUAUCUAAUCUGAAUUCCCUUAAACGGUCGUCGCAGCCUCCAAGAUGGCAAAUUCCAAAUCUGAAUCCGUUCCAGUCAUGGGCCCUCUUCAAAUUCAAUUUGCGGCAAAGACGAUAUAUAGUAAUAUAAAUACAACCAAUUUUUUUUUUAAUCUAAGCUUUCUCGUGCCACCCUAUAUCCAGACAUUGCCACGCACUUUUCAUUGAGUUUAUCGAACCCUUGCCUCACAUGACAAAUAAUUGGGCUAACCGUUUAAUAAAAUUCAAUGGAAACUGCCUUUAAGAUGAUCGAUACGAUCUUUGACAUAUAUAUAUAUAUAAAAGUAAAUAUAUACAUAUAAUAUACAUAAUAUUAAUUGACGUACUGUAACGUCAUAAUCGCUUAAGUUUUAAUACGAGAGGAGGACAAAAAAAUAACAAUAAUAAUAUUGGGCUCGAGGAUGACCUUAUUUCCCGUCCAAGGGAUUCUCCUGGCGUCCUACUGCAUGAAUACUUGCGUCUCUUCCUAAUGAAUGUUAUGUUUAUAUACCUUGCAUUAUGUACGAGUGUCUGCCGAGAGUAGAGACGCCGUAACUUGUCCUCGAGCCCGAGGUGCGCGAUCAGCCAGCAAGUAAGCCGUGACCUCGAUGAGCCCGAGUCUGUUCUGUACCCUGACGAGCAUAAUUCUCACCUUCGACCUUUGUCCACGUUCGAGUUUACCAACUUGAUAAAAUUUUCGCGAUUCCAUUUAACUGCAAAGGUACCUUUUUACAUCGUACCAUUUUUACAAUCGCGAAACGCCAGAGCGUCACGUACAGAACUCACCCGGCGAUUACGAGACUCAUAUAAUCAGGCGCACCAAGAUGCAUCGCUUAUUUAUUUUACAGUUACACGCGCCCGUGCUCUGUUACAUCGGGCACGACGCAUUGCGCAUUAAUAUUGUACUACGUAACGAGCGCAACUAUUUCACGUACUUUAUAAACCUCCUACCUUUUUCCUUUUUUAAUUUCUUUUUUAUUUUAUUACAAGAACGCAAUCUCGUUUUACGAUUAAUUCCGUAUCGACGACAAUACGUAAUUCUUUUAAUUUCUCUCUCUAUGUUUUUUUUUUUUAUACUACUGAGCUUUCUCUCGCGACCGAACACCGUACUUGUCGAGUACCGAAAAACCUUGUACAUAGUAUAUGUGGUACAGAGAAAUAAACUCAUUUUCUAACGAG